AUGAAUGAAAACAAAGAUACUGAAAAAAAAACUACAAAACAGAAUGCAGCCCCCAUUGGAGAAUCUUUGAAUGUGGAUUGCGCGGGAGGAAAGGAGGGUGAAGCUCUCGCCAAAAUGAAAACACAGGAAGUGGUCCAUAAUGGUAACAGACUAGUGGAUGAAACAGGUACUGAAAAGGUAGCUGAUAUAUCCUCAGGUCAUACUACUACUACCAAUGGAUACCAAUCUGAUGGCACGGGAACAGACACUAAAGAAGCUGGACUUGGUGUUGUGGCAGCUCCUAAAAUUGAUGUACAGGAAAUUGAUAUGGACAAACUAAAGAAAAAGGCAGUUAUUAAUGGGAAUAUGGUUCCAGUUUCUUUUGUAGAAACAACAGAUGCCAAAAACACUACAGAACAAGUUAAAAAAGACUUUAAAGACAAUUCAAGUGAAACUUCUGAUAACACAGAAAUCAUUUCCUCUUCUUUUGACAAAUCUGUGCCACUGUCAUUAGGCUGUGAUAAAAAUGGUCACAUGCAGGCGAAAGAAGUACAUGAAGUAUCGGCAGAUUUACCAAGUACAAGGCCUACUGAAAAUCUAGAAACAGUUUCAGGGUCUGUAAGCACCAGGACAAGUAGAAGCCGCAGCAAAACUCCAGUCACCACACGGAGCAGAAGCGGAACCCCAGUCAGUGUUGCGGGUACAGCCUCUUCUAUAGACGAUAGUAGGAGUAGUACUCCAUUGAGCACUGCACUUAGCAGCUGUACUACAGUGAUUUCUGAUGGUAGCAGGAGUUCAUCUCCAGAUCCCACCACAAAGAUCGAAACUGCUAUAGAUAAAGUACAGUGUAAUUCUAGCAUUCAGGAAACUGCCACAGGUGAAAGUAACAUGAAAGACUCCAUGACAUUGACAGAGACUCUGAAAGACAAAUGUGUCGAGGAAUCUGAUAUUUUAGAAAAUUCGUUGAAAGUCUCAGAAAGUCAGACCAUUGAACUUAGUUCUGAAUCAAAAGUUGCUGUGCACUCUUCUGUAGAUGAAGCAGCAGACACUACAAACCCUCCAUGUGACACUGAAAAAAAGGAUUCUUUAGAUGCAAAUUCAAGUGCCCGUAGUUCUGUGGAGCGUUCGUUCAUCGAUAAUGCACGAAGCUCUGAAGAGCGAAAUUUAGAAAGUCCAUUAGGUAAUCUCUCAGGUUGUCGAAGUUCAGAGGAACGAUCUCUGGACUCGACAGACAGUGCAAUGUCAAAUAAAUCCAGAACAAUUGUGCCUAAAGCCCGAAAGUCAGGGUUUCCUUCAUCAUCUGCAAAAAAACGUGACAUGGUGCUUCCAAACAAUGUCAUUGUAAAGUUACCCGACUUUGAUAAUCCUAUCCAAAUUGAUAGUCGGACACUGGAGAAAAUAAGCAGAUUAGGUAAAAUGGAAAACAAGCAUAAGGGGGCAGGUCCCUCUAAAUUUCAUGAUAAACAUUUACAAAAGAAAUCUUCUCCAAAGCUCUCAAAACGCUCACCACCUAUUCUAUCUAGUCCAAGUAAGAAAUUUCCUUAUAAACGAAGAAAACGGAAAUUAGGAGGUUAUAAACUUCCCAAUGAGAUUCGUAAAGGUAAAACAGGAAAAAAGAAAAAUGACUCUGAAAGUGGAAAGGACACUAAAGGUUCAGAUUGUGAUGAUAGUAUAGAUUAUCAAAUGAAUGUAGACAUAAACGAGAGUCAGGAUAUUGAAAGUGAUGCAUCUGCAAUGGAUGUAGACGAUGGAUCUUGUGUAGAGGAACAGUCAUCAGUGCUGUCACAUGUUGAUGACAAACCAACUGCCAUUACACUGGAAGCUGAACUCCAUAAUGAACAUUGUAAUGUAGGUGAAGGUGAUAAAGUGUCAACUAAUUCCAUGGUUGUUACAAGUCCAGAAGCAUCCAAAGAUGGCAGCAAUAAAUGUGUAUGGGACAUCUUCAAGAAUUCUAAUUCCACACCAAAAAGUAAAAAUAUUUUGGGUAGUACACGAAGCACAAAGGGAACAUGUGUCCGGAAGUUAGAUAAAAUUGGAAAGGAGUUGCAUAAAGGUAAAACUAUGGACGAUUAUUUGCUGGGAAACCACAUAAAAUCUGAACUGGAAGUGGAGACCCAGGUAUCUGAGUCAAUCGUAAUGAAUACUCCAUCUUCGCACAAAAUAGAUCCAGAUGAAACGAGGAAAAGGAAAAAAGUGGAAGAUGAUGAUUCUGAUGAGGAAGUGACGAUCCGUGCCAAUCCCAUGUCAACCCCACAGUCCGCCAUUCAGCAUCAGUCCGGCAAGAAGCUGAAGCUGGAGGACACUCGCAAGACCCUAAUAACUGUGCUCAAUACCCCACCCGGCUCUAUGCCAACCCCAACAGGCCUACGCUCUCUACUGCCUCGCUCACUAAUGGGGAGCCCAAGCAACACAAUGCCAAGGCUUGAAACUCACACAACAAUGCAAAAUGUUAUGACUUCCCACAAUCCGCCAAAGCUGAUAGUGUUGUCAUCAACGCCACAGUCUAACGCAACACAGCAGCCUCCUUUCAGUUCUAGUAUAUCCAUGGUAACAAAGCCCUUUACUACAGGGUCCACAUCCUUGAUUUCCACGCCCUUGUGUAUAAAAAAUAAUAAUACUCAGCCGCAGAUAAUGGAGCUGACACCACAGGGUCGGGCUCCUGUCCUUAAGAAUCUGUUAACUGAAAAUAUGGACAGGAUGGUGUGCCUUGGAGGGGUUGAACCUGACUCAGAAAAAGAAAAUAGUACAGACUCUCUACCAUCUAGUAUGAGUUACCCAGUCACUCCACCCAAGACACCUGAUGACCAGCACAGUGAGGACAUGUGUUCAGUUCCUAUAAAAUCUGGCAUAGAUUAUAUUCAAGCCCCUCCAGGUCCGACUCCGCCAGAUAAGGAUGUCAUCCCUUUGUGCUGCUGUAAAAUCAAUGGUGCUAGUUUUAAAAAGCUUGGAUGUAGUACAACGUACUGCCAGGCCCUUGAUUCUAUUGAUGGAAAGGUGAUGGGUUGCUGCAAUAAAGUAACAGGCUCUCAGCUGGUUCGACCUGGAGUCAAGAUACCAUUCAUGGCCCUUUGUGAGGUCCAUCGUAAACGAUUACGUCUACAUCAGUGUUGUCCAGGCUGUGGUCAUUUCUGUACACAGGGCAAGUUUUACCAUUGUAAGAAGGAAGGGUCUGUAUCUGUUCAUCACUUCCAUAAACAAUGUCAGGUACUGAAGGGAGGCAAGUAUUACUGCCCUCACUGUGGAGAAGAGUCUCAGCAGUUUGAAGUGUCCUUGUCAUUAGAGGAGCCUGGCACAGAGAGCCAGUCAGAGGAAAAACCCAAUGCCAGGGCAGCACAUGGAAACAGAGCCAAGAUUUCCAUCCAUGCUCAUACAUACAGAUCAUUCCUGAAACCAGAAAAGGAUCCAAGUGAAGACCAGAUAACUGCCUCCCAUAAACUUUCUAGUGAUAAAACACUGUCCACAGGUGGAGUUCCUAUUGGACCAGACAAAAAUGCCCUUGAAAAGGUCAUAAACAGCUUGGCUGUUGAAAGGCCACUGAAGUACCGUAAAUUGCCGAAAUCUAUGUACAACCCAGCGUAUGAGGGAGACUUGGAAAAGAUAAUCUUCAUGAUUGUGGAUGGUUUUGAUCCCAAUGAGAAGUAUGAGGACUACGACAACCAAACUUCAUUACACGCUGCAGCUAUUGGAGGAAGUCUACCUGUUGUUCACCUGCUUAUACAGGCAGGGGCAUCAAUCCACAAAAUAGACAAGGAGAUGAAGACUCCCCUAAUGUAUGCAGCAGAAAACAACCAUGUCAAUAUAGUUCAAUACUUCCUCAAGAUGGAUGCUGAUGUUACGUUAAGGGCUGAGGAUGGUAUGACUGUACUACAUUAUGCCGCCAAAGCUGGUCAUGUGGAAGUGCUCAAGUUACUUCUGAAGGCAGACAAGAUUGACAUUAACGUACAGGAUGAUGGUGGUUGGACACCGAUUAUUUGGGCAUCUGAACACAAAUAUGUGAAUGCAGUGAAAUAUUUAGUGAAGAAUGGUGCUGAUCCUAAUCUCAAAGAUAAGGAGGAGAAUACAAGUCUUCACUGGGCUGCCUUCUCAGGUAGUGUGGAUAUCGCCGAAAUAUUUCUGAAUGCAGGCUGUGAUUUAGAGACUCCAAAUGAACAUGGAGACCGUCCAUUACACAUUGCAGCACGACAAGAUCACUAUGAGUGUGUAGUCUUAUUCCUAGCUCGUGGUGCUGAUGUGGAAGCUAAAAAUAACGAAAAUGAAGUGCCUAUCCAGUGUUGUCUGAAUGAAAACAGUCCUGUCUGGUUGGCUCUAAGAGUUAACAAACAGCUGAAAGGAUUUGCUGCAGCCAGAAUGGGCAGGCCAGAGAGGUUGAUUCAUAGGGAUGUGUCAAUGGGUAGAGAAAACAUUCCAAUAGCAGUAGUGAAUGGUACAGACGAUGAUCCCAUACCAACAGAUUUCCAGUACAUUACAGAGAAUGUGGAAACAGUUGACCUAAAUAUCAACAGGACCAUCAGUAGUCUACAGAGUUGUCGCUGUAGUGAUAAUUGUUCCUCCAUGUUCUGUGUGUGUGGACGCAACAGUGUCAAGUGCUGGUAUGACCGUGGUUGUCGACUUUUACCAGACUUCAACAUGUUGGAGCCUCCAUUGAUAUUUGAGUGUAAUAAAGCCUGUCGGUGUUGGAGCACUUGUAACAAUCGUGUAGUCCAGAUGGGAAUAGCGAGCCGACUGCAGAUGGUGAAAACUCAUGGCCGUGGCUGGGGAGUUAAAUCACUGUUAGAUAUACCAAAGGGCACAUUUAUUUGCGAGUAUAUUGGUGAACUCAUCUCAGAUUCCGAAGCAGACAGUAGAGAGGAUGAUUCCUACCUGUUUGACCUCGACAAUAGGGAUGGAGACACCUACUGCAUUGACGCUCGUCGCUAUGGCAACAUCAGUCGUUUCAUCAACCACCUUUGCGAACCAAACCUGAUUCCAGUCAAGGUGUUUGUGGAGCACCAGGAUCUUCGCUUCCCUCGGAUAUGUUUCUUCUCCUCACGUGAUAUCAAAUCAGAUGAAGAGCUUGGGUUUGAUUAUGGAGAGAAGUUCUGGAUGAUUAAAUGGAAGCAGUUUACAUGUGCCUGUGGCUCACCAAAGUGUAAAUAUUCUAAUGAAACUAUCCAGAAAACUCUGGAGGACUAUCGCCUUCGACACGAGGAGGAAGGAAUCGGUGAAGGUGGAACCACGUAGUUGUAACUAGAGGGACCAUUCAGCAAUUGUAGGAUAAAGCAAGGAUUAAUUGGAGUAGACUUGUUUGUAUGUGUGCUAUUAAAUGUGGAUUACUAUUUUGUUAUGAAUACAAUAUCACUUUCGGUUUAAAGUUGUGUCACAAAUGUACUCACAAAUAUGUAUGGGCAGUUUAUGUGUAGUAAUUGUUGAACUAGAUGUAUAUGAAUGGAACACUUGUGGUUUUGAUUUGUUGAUUGUUGAAGGGGCAGCUGUCAAAAUGAAACUUUAUAACUCAUUAAACUGAUAUGGAUGUAGGAUUGGUAUAGAUGUAGGUUUUGAUGGCCAUCUCAGUGUCUCAAAUUGUUACAAAACUGGUGAAUGUUGGAACAAAUGUUCACUUGUAAAACAUUUCCUGGCUUUAAAAUAAAUAUUUUGGAUAUUCAAUUUCAUAAUUCCCAGCAAAAUAGUGUUUUAAAGUUUAGAAUUUUGAUAACACAAGCAUCAGUACCAUUGGAUCAACUAUUGCAGCAUCAGCAUUCUUCAGUGUGGUUUAGCUUUCUGGUAUAUAUGCUGUUUUAGUUUAUUGUAUCUAUAUGGUGUAGAGUCUAUAGGAUUUCUUCUCUAUGAUCACUGACCUUCACCUUCUGAUAUCUUGUGGUCACUUUCUUGACUGGGUAAAAUCCAUGAUGACUGUCCUUCACCUCACAUUCUAGUAACCAUGGUGACUGACCACCUGACCUUUACCUUGCUUUCUGGUAUCCUUUGUAAAUGACCUUCAUCACACAUUCUAGUAUCCUUGGUAACUGACCUUCACUUCAAAUUCGAGUAUCCUUGGUAACUGACCUUCACACAUUCUAGUAUCCUUGGUAACUGACCUUCACACAUUCUAGUAUCCUUGGUAACUGACCUUCACUUCAAAUUCUAGUAUCCUUGAUAACUGACCUUCACACAUUCUAGUAUUCUUGGUAACUGACCUUCAUCUCACAUUCUAGUAUCUUUGGUAACUGACCUUCACACAUUCUAGUAUCCUUGGUAACUGACCUUCACUUCAAAUUCUAGUAUCCUUGAUAACUGACCUUCACACAUUCUAGUAUUCUUGGUAACUGACCUUCAUCUCACAUUCUAGUAUCCUUUGGUGACCUUCUAGCAGAUGCUGUCACUAGUAUUCACAUUCUAGUAUUCAUAUAUCAGUUGAUGCCAGUUGGUGGAGGUAAAAGUGCUUCACUUUUAAAUAUAUUAGUCAGUUGAUGUUUUGUGGGUCAUACUUGCAAAAUGAAGCUCCAGAUGGUGUAAAUGUCACAAUGUGUUCACUCCUCAAUAUUAUAACCAAUAAGGAAUGUAUGAAUUAUCAGCAUACUGGGUAUGGUGAAUUGUUCUGUAUAUUUGCAAAACAACAUCUAUGUUCAGAGUUUUGUUAUUUAAUACUGAUCUGUCUGGUGUUAUUUAUGUUGUUGCUAUUGCAGCAUGUACAUAUUAUUGGGUUCAUAUGAAAUUGGAAUUAUGCUGUAGAUUGAAAUAUUAAUAUAAUAACUAGUAAUCAUAUUUUAAAAGAUAGCAUUUUGCUUUGCUUAUUUUUUAAGACAUGCUAUUUUAUUUGGGACAUGAAGAAUUAAUUUAAGAAUGAUUCUGAUAGCAUUUGAUGCUUGUAUCUAGAAAUGUAAAGUGAUCAUCAUUAAAGAAUAAUUAGAAGUUUGUGCUACAGAAAAUGGUUUUUGUCAUUAAAAGUAAAAUUUAAAAAAAAAAAAAAAAAAAGCAGAAUUCAGCAUCGAU
Molecule: messenger RNA, 6948 nt
Organism: Ylistrum balloti
Lineage: Eukaryota; Metazoa; Mollusca; Bivalvia; Pectinida; Pectinidae
Exons: 29
Coding region: 1-5199 (1732 amino acids)
Cellular component (GO): nucleus
Molecular function (GO): p53 binding; protein-lysine N-methyltransferase activity; histone methyltransferase activity
Source: RefSeq, a predicted model, not a curated record